Molecule: messenger RNA, 711 nt
Organism: Rosa rugosa (rugosa rose)
Lineage: Eukaryota; Viridiplantae; Streptophyta; Magnoliopsida; Rosales; Rosaceae
Exons: 1
Coding region: 1-711 (236 amino acids)
Biological process (GO): DNA integration
Molecular function (GO): nucleic acid binding
Source: RefSeq, a predicted model, not a curated record
AUGGGUGGCGACGUAGAGAAGCUCGUCAACGACUUAGGCAUCCAAUUUAUCCAUAGCACACCCUACUACGCUAAAUCCAACGGCCAAGCGGAGGCCAGUAACAAGAUUAUUAUCACCCUCCUGAAGAAGAUGCUUGAUGAAAACCCUCGCCAAUGGCACGACACAUUGUAUGAAACGUUAUGGGCUUAUCGCACUUCCAAGCGGAAUCCUACAGCCACAACGCCCUAUGCGCUCAUGUUUGGUCACGAUGCAGUUUUGCCUUUGGAACUCAAUGUUCAAUCUCUGCGCGUCCAAGAUCAACAUCAUCUGAUCGGCAAAGAUUAUGUCCAGGCUAUGUGGCAAGAGCAUGAAGACCUUAGCAAGAAGCGCUUAGAGGCGUUGGACAACUUAGUGAUGGAAAAGCAACGCAUAGCUCGCGCCUACGAUAAGAGGACGCGUGGUCGCAGUUACAAGGAAGGUGAGCUCGUUUGGAAGGCAGUCCUUCCAUUUGGUGAAAAGUUGACUGGCCGCUGUAAAUGGAAUCCUCGCUGGGAAGGACCUUUUGUUAUUCACAGAAUUCUGGAACGCGGGGCUUUUCACCUCAAAGAUUUGGAUGGCGACCUCCACCGCAACCCCAUUAACGGCAGGUUCCUGAAGAAGUAUUACCCCAGUGUCUGGGAAUAUGAAGACCCACUAGAUCAGCCUGUUCUUGGGACAGGGGGGCAAACAUAG